AUGACCCGCAUUUCAUUAGCAACCAUUGUGCUGGCAUCUCUCUGUACUGCUGUGUUGGGUGCAGAAGAAUCUGCCUCUGCUGUCUCUUCUCAAAGUGAUGUCCAGGUGGAAGCCGGCUGCGAAAAGAACGUGAAAGUCAUGUCCCAAGCUGAUUUAGACGCCAUCAGGACAUGUAAAAUAUUCAAGGGUACUAUCGAUAUCGACCACAUCGCAGCUACUCAACUCAGGAUGGAAGGCGUUGAGCAAUUGAUCGGUGAUUUAGUAAUGAAUGGCAAUGUGGAUCUGGAGAAAUUCAGUGCCCCUGAAUUGCAAAAAGUCGAGGGUGCCGUCAAGAUUGAAAACCACACUAUUUUAAACAAGAUGGAAUUCCCCAAAUUAACAGAAGCAAAGACAUUCUCCAUGGCUGUGGUGCCUGCUUUGGAGGUCAUCAGCUUCCCCGCUGGCUUGACCAAGGUCAACAACAUGCGCAUUGAAGAUACCCGUGCUCCCAAGGUGGAUGGCUUUAGACCAGAGACCAUUGAAUCAUUCACAUUGCUGAGCAACAAUUACAUGAAGUCAUUUGACUUUAAUUCAGUCAAGGAGGUUACUGGCGAAAUGCUUAUUCUCGGUAACAACAAGCUCAUGACAUUUGAGGCAAAUCAAUUGGUUGCCCUCAAGAUGGCCACUUUCCUUAAUUUGGCUCAGAUUGAUAUGCCUGCAUUGACCAACGUCCAGUCUGAUCUCUCCUUCCAUGACAAUGAAUUGACUGUACUCAACCUGGACAGAGUCGAGCUCAUCGGCGGCACCAUGACCAUUGCCAAUAACAACAAACUGACCGAAACCUCCUUCAAGAAUUUGACCCGCAUCGACGGUGCCUUGUCCAUUGGCAACAACACCCAGCUGACCUCGAUUGACGGCUUCCCCAAGUUGGCUGAAAUCCAUGGUACCGUAGAUCUGGCUGGUGGAUUCAACAAAUACAACUUGCCUGUGCUUCAAGAUGUCCGUGGCGGUAUGCGUCUUCAAACAACCUCGUCUCAAUUGGGAUGCUCUGAUAUCGAACGCAAGCUCAAGGGCGAGAAUAUCGUCAAGGGAAAUGCGUGGAGCUGUACAGCCAGUAUGCAGGAGUCCAAUAUGGUGCCUACCGUAGGCCAGAAACCCUCUGUAGCCAAUAAGGCCGGUGGUGGCAGCAGUGGCGGAUCCAGUAAUGGCAAUGGAUCAGACAGCAUGCAAUCCAGCGGAAUGAGAUUGGGAGCCAAUGGUGGAUGGAUUGCCAUGGCCAUGGCUGUAGUUUACAGCCUGGUUUAA
Mucor velutinosus is the source of this 1284-nucleotide messenger RNA. Its product is annotated as 3-ketoacyl-CoA thiolase with broad chain length specificity. The record is from RefSeq and is a predicted model, not a curated record. Bases 1 to 1284 code for a protein of 427 amino acids. Gene Ontology annotation, biological process: fungal-type cell wall organization. Gene Ontology annotation, cellular component: plasma membrane; fungal-type cell wall. The transcript is spliced from 3 exons. NCBI's taxonomy places the organism in Eukaryota, Fungi, Mucoromycota, Mucoromycetes, Mucorales, Mucoraceae.